GAUAUAUAUAUAUAUAUGUAUGUAUAUAAUCUGUUGCCUCUUGCUUGAUCUGCAAGUUGAGAAGCCCCGUUUUAUUGCUGGAUUCGGGAAAAAUAUCAUCGGGAGAUCAUUCUGUCGCCGGCGGAGACACCAAUGACGAGCGAGCCCGAAGACGCUGUUCGCCGCAGGACUGCGGUGGCCGAUUACCGCAGAAAGCUUCUCCAGCACAAGGAGCAGGAGUCCAGAGUCCGAGGAGUGAGAGAUAAUUUACGGGCUACAAAAAAGGAAUAUGCUAAAACCGAAGAUGAUUUGAAGUCUCUUCAGAGUGUUGGACAGAUCAUAGGUGAAGUACUUAGGCCUCUUGACAAUGAACGCUUGAUUGUUAAAGCAAGCAGUGGUCCGAGGUAUGUUGUUGGCUGCCGCAGUAAAGUGGACAAGGAAAAAUUGACUGCAGGCACUAGAGUGGUUCUUGAUAUGACAACUCUUACUAUCAUGCGUGCACUUCCCCGUGAAGUUGAUCCAGUUGUGUACAAUAUGCUCCAUGAAGAUCCUGGUAAUGUUAGCUAUUCGGCAGUUGGGGGUCUGUCUGAUCAGAUCCGGGAACUUAGGGAAUCUAUAGAAUUGCCUCUUAUGAAUCCUGAGCUUUUCCUAAGGGUUGGCAUCAAACCUCCGAAGGGUGUUCUUCUCUAUGGGCCUCCUGGAACUGGGAAGACAUUAUUAGCUAGGGCCAUAGCCAGCAAUAUAGAUGCCAACUUCCUAAAGGUUGUAUCGAGUGCCAUAAUUGACAAGUACAUAGGUGAGAGUGCAAGAUUGAUUAGGGAAAUGUUUAAUUAUGCCCGAGAUCACCAGCCAUGCAUCAUUUUUAUGGAUGAAAUUGAUGCCAUUGGCGGACGACGGUUCAGUGAAGGAACAAGUGCUGAUCGAGAAAUUCAAAGAACCCUCAUGGAGUUGCUAAACCAGCUGGAUGGAUUUGACCAGCUUGGGAAGGUGAAAAUGAUUAUGGCAACAAAUAGACCUGAUGUUCUGGACCCUGCACUCCUUCGUCCUGGGCGGCUUGACAGGAAAAUUGAGAUUCCAUUGCCUAAUGAACAAUCCAGAAUGGAAAUUCUCAAAAUCCAUGCUGCUGGAAUUGCCAAGCAUGGGGAAAUUGAUUAUGAGGCAGUUGUUAAGCUUGCAGAGGGAUUUAAUGGGGCUGAUCUUCGUAAUGUUUGCACUGAGGCUGGUAUGUCCGCAAUCCGUGCAGAACGAGAUUAUGUCAUCCAUGAAGAUUUCAUGAAGGCUGUCCGAAAGCUGAAUGAAGCAAAGAAACUUGAAUCAAGCGCUCAUUACAAUGCUGAUUUUGGCAAGGAUUAGAACCUGGUUUUUAAAUGUUCUAGCUCAAGGGUGAUUGUUGAUGCAAAUUCUUGUUUAUCAGCCAAUGAUGAGGGUUUUGAUUCUCGGGGAAACACUAGAUUGCUUCUCUCAAUUUUAUGUUCAAACCUGUAUCUGCUUUCACUAAAUAUUCAAAGCCAGUGCCAGGAUUACUACUUAAUACCCAUAUUUUUCCACAUGCAACUAUCUUGUGUUGUGCACCCCAAAGAAAAUAUUUUACACUCUGUUCUGUUC
This is a messenger RNA of Diospyros lotus (date-plum), 1584 nucleotides long. Its product is annotated as 26S proteasome regulatory subunit S10B homolog B. The transcript is spliced from 10 exons. NCBI's taxonomy places the organism in Eukaryota, Viridiplantae, Streptophyta, Magnoliopsida, Ericales, Ebenaceae. Bases 133 to 1332 code for a protein of 399 amino acids. Gene Ontology annotation, molecular function: proteasome-activating activity; ATP hydrolysis activity; ATP binding. Gene Ontology annotation, biological process: positive regulation of RNA polymerase II transcription preinitiation complex assembly. Gene Ontology annotation, cellular component: cytosolic proteasome complex; proteasome regulatory particle, base subcomplex. The record is from RefSeq and is a predicted model, not a curated record.